AUGUCUCGAUGUUGGUCGUUUUUCAUGAUGGAACGACGAAAAUAUGACGUUAAAUCGUGUGGAUUAUUUUACAAUGUGAUCCAGAAAAAGGACUUCAAUUAUCGAAAGAUCAGUCCCUGGGCGAGGGAUUUGAUCAGGGCCAUGAAUUGCACCUCCAUGAAGCGCAGUUCGUAUAGUGAUGCCAAACCUCCUGAAACAGAUGACUUUUUUCACAUGGAGCCAACACCGCGUUGGUUUGAAGAAGUCGAGGAUGUGGCACCGCUUCAAGAAGCAGUCCUACAACAAAGGGAGGGUGGGUACACUAGGCUCGAUGAAUUUACAGCAAAUUACACACUCUCCAUCGGUCUGGUCCAACGAUUUUCUCAUUACAAGAAAUGUGAACGACCAAAAAUGCCAAAAUGGUGCGAGCAUUAUCGAGAAUUCAUCAAUUUAAAGAAGAUUCAGGAGGCACUGGCGGAAAACUUCCCCCAUGCCAAGAUAAGAAAUACAAAGCUAAAAAAGAUGAACUUGGUCGAACAGGCCUCAUGGUGGUGGCACAGAGAUAUUGUCAUUGCAGCACACGGAGCAACACUGUCUAAUGUCAUGUUUAUGAGACCAGGAACCGCAGUCAUUGAAAUUUUUCCGACAAAGUAUGAACGUAUGAUGUUUCAGGGCUUGAUGAACGAUGUAGGAGUCUAUGGAUAUCCCAUUCUAAACGCAACAGUCAAGGGUGCCAAGGGUUACAAGAAUCGUGAUGUCCCGCUUGCACCGAAUGUAGAUGAGAUAAUUCGUUGUGUUCAAGAGGCAUUGCAACGACGAAAAAGUUAG
Cylindrotheca closterium is the source of this 807-nucleotide messenger RNA. Lineage: Eukaryota; Bacillariophyta; Bacillariophyceae; Bacillariales; Bacillariaceae. The record is from the annotation of a GenBank genome assembly.